Messenger RNA from Propithecus coquereli (Coquerel's sifaka), 2416 nucleotides. It is a transcript of the gene CHRM5, whose product is annotated as cholinergic receptor, muscarinic 5. Gene Ontology annotation, biological process: chemical synaptic transmission; adenylate cyclase-inhibiting G protein-coupled acetylcholine receptor signaling pathway; gastric acid secretion. The coding region runs from base 78 to 1676 and encodes 532 amino acids. Lineage: Eukaryota; Metazoa; Chordata; Mammalia; Primates; Indriidae. Gene Ontology annotation, molecular function: G protein-coupled serotonin receptor activity; G protein-coupled acetylcholine receptor activity. Gene Ontology annotation, cellular component: plasma membrane; dendrite; synapse. The record is from RefSeq and is a predicted model, not a curated record. The transcript has a single exon.
GGCCAAGAAGAGGUGAGAUAGAGAAGAGAACAGUGUAGAACCUAAGACUUAAUCUUAAUGUAAAUUCUUGCACCAGGAUGGAGGGGGAACCUUACCACAAUGUAACCACCGUCAACAGCACCCCAGUAAAUCACCAGCCUUUGGAACGCCACGGGUUGUGGGAAGUCAUCACCAUCGCGGCUGUGACUGCCGUCCUCAGCCUGAUGACCAUCGUGGGCAACGUUUUGGUCAUGAUCUCCUUCAAAGUCAACAGUCAGCUCAAGACAGUCAACAACUAUUACCUGCUCAGCUUAGCCUGUGCAGAUCUCAUCAUUGGCAUCUUCUCCAUGAACCUCUACACAACCUACAUCCUCAUGGGACGCUGGGCUCUCGGGAGUCUGGCCUGUGACCUUUGGCUUGCACUCGAUUACGUGGCCAGCAAUGCUUCUGUCAUGAACCUCCUGGUGAUCAGCUUUGACCGUUACUUUUCCAUCACAAGACCCCUGACGUAUCGGGCCAAGCGUACCCCAAAGAGGGCUGGCAUCAUGAUCGGCCUGGCCUGGCUUAUCUCCUUCAUCCUCUGGGCCCCAGCAAUCCUCUGUUGGCAGUACUUGGUUGGGAAGCGGACCGUCCCACCAGAUGAGUGCCAGAUCCAGUUCCUCUCUGAGCCCACCAUCACCUUCGGCACUGCCAUCGCUGCCUUCUACAUCCCUGUUUCUGUCAUGACCAUCCUCUACUGCCGAAUCUACCGGGAAACAGAGAAGCGAACCAAAGACCUGGCUGACCUCCAGGGCUCUGACUCCGUGGCCAACGCUGAGAAGAGAAAGCCGGCCCACAGGGCUCUGCUCAGAUCCUGCCUCAGCUGCCCUCGACCCGCCCUGGCCCAGAGGGAAAGGAACCAGGCCUCCUGGUCAUCCUCCCGCAGGAGCACCUCCACCACUGGGAAGCCAUCCCAAGGCACUGGCCCAAGUCCUGACUGGACCAAAGCUGAGCAGCUCACCACCUGUAGCAGCUACCCCUCCUCAGAGGAUGAGGACAAGCCCACCACUGACCCUGUUUUCCAAGUGGUCUACAAGAGUCAGGCCAAGGAAAGCCCAAGGGAUGAAUUCAGUGCUGAAGAGACCAAGGAAACUUUUGUGAAAGCUCAGACUGAACAAAAUGACUAUGACACCCCAAAAUACUUCCUGUCUCCAGCUGCUGCUCAUAGACCCAAGAGUCAGAAAUGUGUGGCCUAUAAAUUCCGAUUGGUGGUAAAAGCUGAUGGGACCCAGGAGACCAGUAACGGCUGUCACAAAGUGAAAAUCAUGCCCUGCUCCUUCCCCGUGGCCAAGGACCCUUCAACGAAAGGCCUCGAUCCCAACCUCAGUCAUCAAAUGACGAAACGAAAGAGAAUGGUCCUAGUCAAAGAGAGGAAAGCAGCCCAGACCUUGAGCGCCAUUCUCCUGGCCUUCAUCCUCACGUGGACCCCUUAUAACAUCAUGGUCCUAGUUUCCACCUUCUGUGACAAGUGUGUCCCAGUCACCCUGUGGCACUUGGGCUACUGGUUGUGCUAUGUCAAUAGCACUGUCAACCCCAUCUGCUAUGCCCUCUGCAACAGAACCUUCAGGAAGACCUUUAAGAUGCUGCUUCUCUGCCGAUGGAAAAAGAAAAAAGUGGAAGAGAAGUUGUACUGGCAAGGGAACAGCAAGCUACCCUGAAAAGCUGGCAACUCCUCUCAGCAGGACAAUGACGAUAGUCAACUUCCUCUGAGGAUGGGCAAGCUGAUUCUCAUUUGUGUAUUUUUUUAAAAGACAUCUGUCAUUUUGAGCCCCCAAGGAGUUUUGUGAAGGCACAAGGUCUUUUGUCAAAAGAAAGGAGUCACAGCUGCAGCAAUUGCUGUCAUAUUGAAUGAUUCUUGCCUAUGACCAAGGCCACCUGAUGCCACUGGAGUUUGCCAAUGAAGUAAAGAGAGACUCAGAGCCCUUCACAGGAGGAAGCACACUGGGUCACAGGGAGCAAUGGUUUAAGGAACUUUUGUCAGCCUGCUGUGGGAAACAGCAGGGACCAGGUGGAAACCGUCCCCUACAGAAACCUGUCCUAGAGUUUUGUGCAAUAUGUAUGUGUCUAUGAAGUUGUCUUGUGCCAGUGAGAACCAGAGACUGUAAAUCAGUGUUACCUGUUAACAAAAGUGAUUAUUCAACUGGCUUCUAAGAAUAUAUUCUCAAACUGAUCAGUAUUCAUCACACAGCUACCAUGUGGUCUGUAUGGUGGUAUGUUUUCCUGUCCCUCCAUCUGAGUGUGGCUCUUUCUCUUCCCUUUUAUAACAGAGGCCAAUUCCUGGUACUCACUGAAACCAUGUUGAUCCCUACAUAACCAUCCUUCCUCUGAGAAUCCGGGCUCCAGAAGGACACUGAAACCUGGUUGCUUCUGUUCUGCUAAUAAAGAUGGUCAAGUCUCC